This is a messenger RNA of Lolium rigidum, 4703 nucleotides long. RefSeq names its product putative disease resistance protein RGA1. Lineage: Eukaryota; Viridiplantae; Streptophyta; Magnoliopsida; Poales; Poaceae. Gene Ontology annotation, biological process: defense response to fungus. The transcript has 9 exons. The record is from RefSeq and is a predicted model, not a curated record. Bases 60 to 4703 code for a protein of 1547 amino acids. Gene Ontology annotation, molecular function: protein binding; ADP binding.
UUCCUCCCACGAGCGUUCAACACCCACCCCCACCCAAUUCUGCACGACCAGCAGCGGCCAUGGCAGAGCUUGGUGGCAUGCUUGCCGCUGCCAUCCUGAAGGUGGUGGGCGACCAGAUCAGUUCAGCGAUCGGAGGUCAGAUCACCCUGCAGAAGAACUUCGAUGAGGACCUGAAGAAGAUGAAGAUGGCGCUCGAGUCUGUCGAUGCCGUCCUCGAGGAUGCCGAGAGGCGGUCCAUCACGGAUAAAUCAACGUGUCUUUGGUUGAAGCGGCUUAAAGACGUCAUGUAUGUCAUCUCCGACAUGAUUGAUGAGUUUGAGGCAGAUACACAAGCCAUCACCCAGCCAUCCACGCGGAAGCUCUCCUUCAAAAAAUAUUUGGCAAUUAUGAUUCCCUGUCUCACAAUUGGUCCGAAGAUUACAAUGGCCAAUAGGAUGGAGAAGAUGAGGAAGGAUCUAGAGGUGAUAACAGAUCAACACAACAAGUUUAAAUUGACAGAAGGUACUAGUGCCAAUGAGCCGAAGGUUACUGAUAUAAGAGAAACAUCCUCAAUCAUCGAGACACAAAUUGUUGGGAGGACCGAUGAUAAAGUUGAAAUAUUGGCUACUUUAUGUGAGAGCAUGACAGAAGAUAUCAUAAUUCUUCCUAUAUAUGGCAUUGGAGGGCUUGGCAAGACCACCUUGGCAAAAAUGGUAUAUAAUAGUUCCCAGUUCAAAGAAUACUCUCAGGUGUGGGUUUAUGUGUCUCAGACAUUUGAUUUGAAGAAUAUUGGAAAUUCUAUAAUAACACAACUGUCAGAGAAAGAGAAGGAGAGUGAGUACACUGAAAUUCAGAUGAUACACAAAUCCCUUCAAAAGCUUCUUGCUGGUAAGAAGAUUCUUAUUGUAUUAGAUGAUCUCUGGGAGGGUGAGGAUUUUCAUCUGGAAAGCCUGACCGAUAUGCUAAGGGUUGGGAAGGACAGUAAUGUGGUUGUUAUAGUAACCACACGCGAUGAAGGCAUAGCAAGAAAAAUUUCUACCAUCCGACCAUACAAAAUAAAAGCUUUGACCGAUGACAUGUGCUGGUCUAUAAUAAAGCAAAAGAGUGCAUUUGAAUCUAGAGGUGGCAAAGAACACACAGAGAAGACAGGGAUGGCUAUUGCAAUGAAGUGUGGUGGUGUGGCUUUAGCAGCUAAAUCAAUCGGACACACGCUGCAAUAUAUAAAUUUUAAUGAGUGGGAAUCCUUGAGGGAUAGCAAUAUAUGGACUGUAUCUUCUUUGAAAGAUACAUCUUGUACACAAGUGAUUGCAUCUUUGAAAUUAAGCUAUAGUAUUAUGCCAUCGUAUUUGAAGCUAUGCUUUGCCUAUUGUGCAAUAUUUCCUAAAGGUCACAAGAUAGUUAAAGAUCACCUUAUUCACCAGUGGGUUUCUCUUGGUUUCUCUACUUGGCAACUUGGCGAGAGAUGCAUUCGUCAGCUGCUGGGAUUCUCUUUCCUGGAACAUUCAAAUUCACAGUUGAAUAUCGAGUUAUAUGAGGAAGAUAUUACAUUGUUCACCAUGCAUGACUUGGUGCACGAUUUAGCAAGGACAGCCAUGGACAAUGAAAUUCUUGUCAUUAGCAAAGGCGAUAAAGCCCAGGGAAGCUGCUAUCACUAUGCAUUACUCGAUGAUUGUAGCAAGCCAUUGGUCUCGGAGUUAUCCAAGAUAAGGGCACUCCGUUUUAUGAAGUUGCCAGAUUCUAUUGGUGUACUCAAGCAGUUGAGGUAUCUUAACGCUCCGAGAGUCCAACAUACAACGAUUCCAGAUAGUAUCACCAAGCUCUCAAAAUUAAUUUAUCUUGACAUUCAUGGAUCUACUACAAUUAUGGAGCUACCGGAGUCAAUUGGAGAUAAUGAAGGUCUGGCGUAUCUUAAUUUGUCAGGUUGUUCAGGACUUGCAAAACUGCCAGAAUCAUCCAGGAGGCUACAAAAAUUGGUGCAUUUGGAUCUGUCAAAUUGCUCUUGUGUUGGAGGUAUAUCAGCACUCUUGGGGAACCUCACAAAACUCCAGUAUUUAAACUUAUCUCACUGCCAAAAAAUUGGGAAGAUGCCGGAAGCUCUUGGCGUCCUAUCCAAGCUAGAGUACUUGAACUUAUCAUUCAGCUCAUAUCUUGAAAGUUGCCAGGAAGCAGAAGUUUUGGGCGCCCUGAACAAACUUAAUUAUUUGAACUUAUCUUCAAAGCACUGUGGUCUUCGAAAGCUCCCCGAAGCUUUGGGCACAUUCAUUCAACUCAAGUACUUAAACUUGUCAGGUUGUGAGAGAAUGUCAGAAUUGCCGUGGUCAUUUCCGAGUCUAAAAAAUCUGGUGCAUCUUGAUCUAUCAGAAUGUUGUAGUAUUCGUUGUCUAGAUGAAGCUUUGGCUGGCCUUUCCAAUCUGCAACAUUUGAAUUUACAGGCUACACGUAUCAUGUUGUUGCCAGAAAAUGUGACCAAACUCCGGUAUUUGAAUGUGUCUGGGAUGAUUUAUAUGAAUCAAGAUACCAUGGACAGUAUCAUCAACUAUAUAUGCAGUAAUAUUUCCAAUCUGGAGCAUUUGGACUUGUCUAAUAAUAAGAUGAGCACUAUACCUGAAAGUAUUUGUAACCUGGGAAAACUGCAUACAUUGAACCUCGCACAAUGUGUUUUACUUGAAAAGAUACCAGGUAGUAUAGGUACAAUGGAUAGUUUGAAGUUUCUUGAUAUAAAUGGUUGUCGGAAAAUCAUCAAAGCCCCUCAAGUUGGUAGUAGUGCAAUAUCGUUACCACACUUUGUGGUCCAGCCUGCUGAUGAUGGUCACUCUAGUAGCAACCUCGUCCUACUACAACACAUGGAUCCUAUGGUGCUCAAUUUGUCUAAACUUGAAAAUGUGAAGUCCAUAGAAGAGGCACAACGAAUAAAUUUGAUAGGGAAGAAAAAUCUUAAGUGCUUGAAACUAGAGUGGACUCCAAAUGCCGAGAGGUUUGUGGAUCACAAAAUUUUGAUGGAAAAUCUGGUGCCACCGAGCACAUUGGAGUGGUUGGAGAUAUGUGGUUACAGCAGUGUCAGCUUUCCAGCUUGGCUAGUACUGGACCGAUUGCCAAACCUUGAGCAUCUGGUUCUCAGAUGCAUGGCAAACCUGGACGAGUGGACCACGUCACACUCCAGUGGCGAGCAGCACGUGCUUGCAGAGUUGGAAAUUAAUGAUUGCCCCAUGUUAAGGAUUAAACCGCUUCCACCUAAAGCUAGAAGGUGGGUGAUAUCAAAGAGUGAUAAUGUGCUAUCAUCAUGGGAAGAGUGUACUGGACCAGACACCAAUGCCUCCUCCUCUUUUUCGCAGGUACCUAAUGAGCUGUCAGUUGAAAACUGCAACGUACCUUUGCAUCAGUGGAGGUUGCUUCAAUACUUACCUAGCCUCACUUGGUUGCAUAUUAAUUGCUCAGUUGAUCUGACCAGCUCACCAAAGGUCAUCCAACAUCUCUCCUCUCUGAAGACUCUAAAGCUACGAGACAAAUUCUUGGAAGAGCUGCCAAAAUGGCUGAACGAAAUCAUCUGGCAACUCACAAGGCUAGGACUGAUCGAUUGCAAAAACAUGGCAUCACUGCCGCACUGGUUAGGAGAAUUAACCUCCCUCAAAGAACUUGACCUGAAGGGCUGUUCUGUCUUGUGUUCUUUGCCAGAAAGUAUACAGCAACUAACCAAUCUCCAAACACUAACAAUUGUUGACUGCCCUGAAUUAAAUCACUUGGGUCAAAGGGUAUGUAUCCUACCCAGCUCUCUCAAGGCUCUUGAAAUCGGGUACUGUAACGGUAUCAAGUGUUUGCCUGAGGGCAUGGAACAACUCACUAACCUCCUUUGCCUGUAUAUAUAUGAUUGCCCUGACCUAAAGCAGUGGUGCGAAUUAGAGGAGAACAUGAUGAAGUUGGCUCACAUAAUAGAGAAGAGGAUUAUGGCUCUCGAGGCUCCCGUGUCAGCUGCAACUGCUGAUGCCCUAGGUCUGGAGAUGCACGGCAUGCAGGCCAAGGCCACGGUGCACACGACACCCGAGCUGGUUGACGAAUUCGAGCCCGACACUCCGAUUUCAGGUUGCCAACAUUCCUCUCCUGGAAGAGGUAUGGCCAUGCCGCCCAUCGAGCAGGUCGUUCUCUCAGCGUGGGCCAGGCGGGAUGCGCCGACCAUGAGCCAUGUUGUUGGGGCGGUGGAUGCCAGCCCACCAAGGGAGCUGCUCCACCUGGAGGUCGCAAAAGUUGUGGCCUUAGAAGUUGUGGCCUGCCGAGAGGGUCUGGCUCUAGCUGCUGAUCUCAAUCUUCAGAAACUGCAAGUAUCGUCAGACUACCUUGAGGUCAUUGGCAAGUACUCCCCUGCCUUCGACAGCCCCCUCUCCACCCUGGCUAAGUCCGCUAGCAAGAAGGGGUGCCCGCUCCAGCCAAGCCGCCCGCCCCUGCCCAGAUUGUUGCCUGGGUCCAGUAAAGAUGUUAUUCUGUUGUCAGUUUGUAUCAGAGAUGGGAGGUGCUGCGUCCUGGUUGUUGGCUGCUAUGAGGAAGCGGAGGCGCUCACAGAGGGCGAGGGCAACGAAAAAGACCUUCAGAUAAAUAUCAGUGGCUUCAAUGAGACCAAGGCAGUUUUGGACGCCACAACUGAUGCUCCUGCUAGCACUGCUGAACCUGAUGGCUUGCCAAAGAAGUUGGAGGUCCUUGCAGAGAGGAUUCGAGUCACCAAACGAUUCCAUUGA